ACUGGUAAAACUGUAGCCUCUCAUUCGUCUUCUUCAAAGAUAUUGAGAGAGCUGAAGCUCAUCAUCAUCACUGUACAGAGAAACAAAGAGAGAAGCAAUGUCGACAAAAGCACUUUCGUUAACAAGAGCAGCAACUACUUUAUAUUCUCAUCAUCAUCAUCAAGAUCACCGCUUCGGUCUCGCCAAUCAUCACCGUUGCUUCCUCUCUAUACAUCCUCCUUCUCCACCUCCUCUUCUCACCGAUAAACGACACCGUAUUAAGCUCACUUUCAUCUCCAGAGCUGCCGAUUCAACUCAACCUUCCUCAGCUCCUGCCUCUGCCGAUAAAGCAAUUGUCACCGAUGAUGAAUUCUCUCUCGCUAAGGUUUCAUUUGGUGUUGUUGGACUAGGUCUUGGAGUUUCUCUCCUGUCGUAUGGUUUUGGAGCAUACUUCAAUAUCCUCCCUGGAUCUGAAUGGUCAGCAAUAAUGUUGACAUAUGGAUUCCCCCUUGCGAUUAUCGGGAUGGCUCUUAAGUAUGCGGAACUCAAGCCAGUGCCGUGCUUAACUUAUUCAGACGCCCAAACGUUAAGGGAAACAUGUGCCACUCCUAUCCUUAAGCAGGUCAGGAAUGAUGUUAUAAGAUUCCGUUAUGGGGACGAGCAGCAUCUUGAGGAGGCAUUGAAAAGGAUAUUCCAGUAUGGAUUGGGUGGAGGAAUUCCACGAAGGAGUGCACCUAUUCUACAGAUGAUUCGCGAAGAAGUCACAGAAGACGGUAAAUACUCUCUAGUCUUGGUGUUUGAGGCAAAGGCUCUGCAGUUGUCAGAUUUUGAGCAACGACAGGCAAAAUUUGCUUCAUUCUUUGGGCCUGGGAUCGCAGCUGAAGUUGGGAAGGGUUCAGAGGAUAACCUUUAUGAAGUUCGACUAAUUUCCAACACCAGUCCCAAUGCAUCACCUGCCUGAAGUGUAUGUUGUUUCAUCUAAUCCUAGUACCUGUAUCAGCUUCCAUUCAUUACUUCACAUAUGCUCGUCUAAAAAUUUUGUAUAUGUAUAUAUAUAUUUAGAUUCAAUUUGAAAGACGUUUUAGUAUCAA
Messenger RNA from Pistacia vera, 1070 nucleotides. RefSeq names its product thylakoid membrane protein slr0575. The record is from RefSeq and is a predicted model, not a curated record. NCBI's taxonomy places the organism in Eukaryota, Viridiplantae, Streptophyta, Magnoliopsida, Sapindales, Anacardiaceae. The coding region runs from base 98 to 940 and encodes 280 amino acids. The transcript has 9 exons.